GUGUAAGCUAAAGCCAAAUCAGUGCGCUAAUCUUAUUCUUUCAUAUUUCGAUAAGACCGAUGGAGAUAAACCUAGUAUAUAUUGAUGUAAUAUAUCGUCUGACUUGAUUCAGUCUCAAUUCUCAUGUUUAUGAAUAACAAUGGUCUAUAAAAUCGCAAUAAUUUUUGCAUUGAGCACUUUGGUCGGCUCCGGACUGGCCAACGUAUGUACUGACGCAGGUUUAACUACCACCGAUGGAUUCCUCCCGCACCCAACAAACUGUUCAAUGUACAUAAGUUGCUAUGGAGGACAACCAUUCGAAGUGUCUUGUCCCACUGGAUAUAAUUUCAAUCCCACUUUACUGAAGUGCGAUUCCAAGUAUGUGUGCGUUGAGAACACCUGUCCACCAACGGGAAUUGUUAUUCAGCCAAUCGAAGGUUCGUGCACUGAUUACACUCUGUGCAUCGGAGGGGCAGCGUAUCCUCAGCAAUGUGAAACGGGCCUCCAAUUCGAUCCAGCAACUUUGAAGUGUAUACCUGCUGAGGAAGCCCAGUGUCUGGAAAACCAAUGCGAUCCAGCUAUUCCGCCACCGCAAUUCUUCGUCAAUCCAUUCGAUUGUACGACAUUCUUCAUUUGUGACGAAAACUUCCUACCAGUGGAGUUCCAAUGCGCUAACGGAACCAUCUUUGACGAAACCGUUAAUGAUUGUAUCUUGGGAGAUACCUGUCCGACUGAUGUCACAACAACAACACCCGCGGUUGAUACUACAACAACAACAACAAUUAACACGACAACAGAAGGAACUACAACAACAGAAGAAACUACAACAACAGAAGAAACUGUGGCGCCGUAAAAUGUUACGUUUAUUCUAACAGAACACAAAUAUAAUUGCCCAAGAAUGGUCGCACCGUGCACUUUCAACGUUAGUGAGUCAUCGUUGAUGCGACUUCUGGUGCGACUGUUCUAGAGCAAAACAGCAAUCUUACAAAAUAUUUCUUAGCACUUAGUACUUCUGUGAUGACCUACGAUUGUACUGCAAAUCACAAUAAACUUACAUCUCUCAAAUGCA
Molecule: messenger RNA, 1048 nt
Organism: Aedes aegypti (yellow fever mosquito)
Lineage: Eukaryota; Metazoa; Arthropoda; Insecta; Diptera; Culicidae
Product: peritrophin-48
Exons: 3
Coding region: 140-832 (230 amino acids)
Cellular component (GO): extracellular region
Molecular function (GO): chitin binding
Source: RefSeq, a predicted model, not a curated record